AGUAGGAAGUGAAGUCUCCAUUUCAUACAAAUCUACUGUCACCAAGCUUGAGAAGGAAAUCAAUACUUCAGAAAAAUGUUCAAAAUAUACAGAAUCAUUGCUUCAUGAUAAUGUGCAAACAGGUGAAAUUACCAAGCAUUCUUUAAAAAACACUGAAAAAUAUUCAAGUUUUAGAGGGUUAUCCACAGCAGGUGGAAAUAAAAUCUCUAUUUCAGAAGAUUCUUUAAGAUUUGCAAAACUAUUUUUUAGUGAUGACUUAUUGGAAAGUAAAAACGCCAUAUGUGUUUUAAAUGACUUUAAACACUCGCAACUAAAAGACGUUUCAUCAGCUGAAGUGAAGGAAAUAAAUUUUUCUUCAAAGGCUUUAAAGUUUGCAGAAUCUCUUCCUUAUUCUGGUAUAGUAGAAGAUGAACAUAUAGAAUACUUAGAAAACAGUGAAAGGCAUACAGGAACCAAAACUUCUUCAGUUAUUGCUAAAAGCGAGGUGUCAGAAAUUAAAAACAAAAGUUUUCUUUCAUGUAACACUGAGCAACAUAAACUCAAAAGUUUGUCUGCAUCAGGUAGGAAAAAAACUGUCUCCGAAAAGUCUGUGAAACUUGCAAAUACUUUGCUUCAUGAUAAUCUACCAGUAAAUGAAAACAUCAAGGUUAACAUGAAAGAUAUUGAAGAAAAUUUAAUUUUCAGAGGGUUUUUAACUGCAAGUGGAAACAAAAUUUCUUUUUCAAAAAAAUCUUUAAAUUUGGCAAAAUCAGUUCUUCAUGAUGAUGUGAGUAGUGAAAAUACCACGUCUACUGUAAAAGACUUCAAACAAUACCCAGGUUUGAAAGAGAUUUCAACAAUCAAAAGGAAGGAAAUGAAUACCUCCAAGAAAUAUUUAAAAAUUAAUAAAUCUCAACAUAAUGGUGGUAUACUUAAAGAGGAAGUUAAAGAAAACAUUAAAAAACCUGAAGUACUCGCACAAUCUUCAGUUAUGCUAAAAAGUGAUUCAUCACAGGUUGUAAAUAAUGAACCUUCUCCAGGAAACACUGAGCAACAUACAUAUUUCAAAGGUUUGUCUGCAGCCUGUGGGUCAGACAUUUCACAAAAAUGUUUACAAUUUGGAAAAUCUCCGCUUUACAAUUAUUUACCAGCAGAUGAAAAUACCAAGCAAUAUUUAAAAUUUAACAAAGAAUAUUCAGUUUUUAGGGAGUUUUCAACUGCAGGUGGGAAAAAAAUCACUGUGUCACAAAAUUCUUUAAAUGCUGCAAAAUCUCUUCUGAAUGAGGACUUACUGAGAAGUGAAAAUACAGAAAAAGACAUUCAAAAACACAGAGAAUCAAAAGAGAAUUCAGCAACUGAUACAAAAAAAAGUUUUUUAAAGAAGUCUUUAAAGGUUGAAAAAUCUCUGGCUAAUGAUGAUCAUGAUGCACUGGGAGAUGAAAAUUCAGUAUAUUUAGUAAAUAUUGAAAAAUAUGGAGAUCACAAAGGCUUCUCUGCUAAGCUAAGUGAUUUAUCAAUUGACAGAAAUAAAUUUUUGAUGGAAAAUGCAAAGCAGCAUAUGAACUUUAAUGGCUUGGCUACAAGAGGUGAGAAAGAAAUUGUUUCAGAAGAAUGUUUGUCUUAUAAUAAUUUAUUAACAGAUGAAAUCACUAGUAUAACUACAGGCAGAAAUGAAAUCUCUGUUUUAGAAAAUCCAUUAAAUUUUGAAAAAUCCUCCCUUAAUGAGAUCUUAACAGAGAGUAAAAAUAUUGUACCUGUUUCCAAAGAAGUUAAACAAAAGUUAGAUUGUAAAGAAAUUUCAUUAACUGAUUCAAAAGAAAUUAAUUCUUUCAUGAAAUCUUCAAAGUUUGCUAAAUUUGUACUAGGCGAUGCAGUACUUAAUGAGAUGAAUACAAAACGUUUAGAAUACAGUGAAAGGCAUGAACAACAUAAGGUACACAACUUUUCAGUUAUGGUUAGAGAUGAUUCAUCAGAAAAUGAGAAGAUUAAACUUUCCUCAGAAAACAGUGAACAACACUCAAUUCUCAAAGGCUUUUCAACAGGAGAUGGAAGGAAAAUAGUUGUUUCAGAGAAAUCUUUAGAGUUUGCCAAAAAUAUUUUUAAUGAAAAUUUGUUCAAAAAUGAAAACAUCGAACCUUCUGUGAACAGAGUUAAUCAACUGACAAAUCCUAGUAGUUUUUCAUUAAUUGGAGAGAAAGAAAACUUUGUGUUAAUGAAAGAGAAGUUAUCUGAGAAUGACAUAUUUGUUCAAAAAGAAUGGUCUACGUCUACUGGUAUAGCAAGUGAAUCAGAACACACACUUGCUUCAGAGAAAGUUUUACUCACAGACAAUUUACUUGAUAAUAAAGAUUUAGUAGAAAAAUAUAAACCAACCAGUUGUAUUUUGAAUGCAAAUUUAAACAGAGUAUCUAAAGCAUUGUUAAAGAAUCAAGAUGUUCCAUUAACUGAAAAUAAACAGUUUGCUUUGGAUGUGGAAAAAGAAGCUGAAAAGUCUGUGUGGUGUUCAGAUGAGCAUAAUGUAAUUGGAAAACAAUUACUGAGUGAAAUUCAGAACUUUGCUAAAAGAAAACAAAUAAAUUGUCUUAAUUCAGAAGUCACAAAAGUGGCUGACAAGAGGCAAACAUUGAAAAAUGAUAUGAAAAGAAAAGUAGCACAGGAGAAGAGUGAUUUGAUUUCUGUUGAAGAUACACAUUUGUCAAAAAAGCCAAGGCCUUCUGUUUAUCAUUGCUGCUUUCCACCCGAACAGAAGACCUGUAAAACACCAUUGCAUGUCAUGUCUUCUUCAGUCACACAUGACAGACGACCUGCCUGUUGUUCUAUACUUUCAGUGUCUAGUAAUCCACUUUACUUUCAGCCUGUUGUUGAUAAGGCCUCCUGUGAUCAAGCAUCUUGCAUCUCUGACUUCAAGAAAUCUACCUUCAUCACACCUUACAAAAAAACAAGCAUUAGCCCAGUUGUGCAUAGAGUAAAGCGACCACGGACCCCAACAGAAGAUGUAACUACUUUUCCUUGGAAAAAAAUAGUAAAGUGUGAUGACAUAUUUUCAAGAACAUACCUACAGAACAUGGUAUGCAGUAAAGUAUCUGAAGUAAAAGAUGCAAUAACAGGAAUUCAGCAACCACAAAACAAGGUUUUGAAUAGAGAAACAGGAAAAUCUCAAGCUAUAUAUCACAAUCAAUUGGAACUACACAAAAAAAAACGAGAAGUUGGAUAUAAACAACCAGGUGAAAAUCAAAAUAAAGUUCAUCAAGAAGAUCUGGAAAAAAAUAAAUUAUACUUUCAAAAAGAGGGAAAAAUAAGAAAUAGUGUAAAAAUCCAGGAAAAUAUGAAAUGUUUUGAACAAGAUAUAAAGUCUAUUAAAAUUCAGUCAAGAGAUCAGCCUCAAGGAAUAGUUAACUCAGGAGACCAAAUGCUGAAAGUUGGAUCAAUAAAAAUGAAUUCAGAAACUCGGAGAACAGUGAAAACUAACUUAGGAGACAACAAGACAGAGAAAAUUAAUUUAGCAGAACAGAACACCAUACAAACUAAUUCAAGAGAAAAGAAAGUUCAACCAGGAAUGUUGUGGAGAAUGAUUCAUAUGGAAAACCAUCUGAGAUUUAAACUAAAACAGUUAGCUGGGAAGAAGUAUGCUAGUGGAAAUCCUGAAAAGCUCAUUGCUGCAGGCAUUCAAAGGACAACACUUAUGGUUACAGCUGCUACUGCUGAAAAUUUUGUUUUUUUUCUGCCUGAUCAUCUUGGACAGAAUGCUUCAGAAAUGAACAGUGGCAUUCCUGUAGGAGAUGGAGCUCUUCUGUUCCCCACGGCUAACCUAACAGUAAGCAAAGAAGAAUUCUUUUGGGCUUUAUUGCACAGCCCUUUUGUUGAUCCUUCAUUAGUUAGUCGAUUAUGGGUUUACAACCAUUAUCGCUGGAUUGUUUGGAAAUUAGCAGCUAUGGAAGUAGCUUUUCCUGACAUCCUUGGAGGCAGGUACCUUACACUUCAUCAUGUGAUGUUACAGUUAAAGUACCGCUAUGAUAGAGAAAUAGACCACUGUGAAAGAUCAGCUCUGAAGAAGAUACUUGAGAGAGAUGACACUCCAGCUAAAACAUUAGUGUUAUGUGUGAGUAAUAUCAGAUCAGCCAAGAAUGAGAAAUUGAAAUUAGAGACAGAUCUUCAACAGAUUCAUGAAGUACAGGUGGAGCUGACAGAUGGAUGGUACAGUAUCCUGGCAGAACUUGACAAUCCUCUCAUUAAGAUUGUGCAGCAGGAAAGGCUAAAAAUUGGUCAGAAGAUCAUAACUAGUGGAGCUAAACUCAUUGGUUCUGACAGUCCCUGUUCUCCUUUAGAGGCAUCAUCUGAUUUAAAACUGAAGUUGAGUGCAAACUCCACAAGAAGAGCAAGAUGGGAUUCUCGUCUAGGAUUCUUUCAUUGUCCUAUUCCUUUUCCUGUGUCACUAUCAUCAUUAUUUCCAGAUGGAGGAAUUGUUGGAUGUGUGGAAAUUGUUGUUGUUCAACUUUAUCCAUUACAGUAUGUGGAAAAGUACAGUGAUGGAAGAAAUGUUUUUCGUAAUGAAACAAUGGAAGUAAUGAUUGCAGAAAGACAUCAAAAGCUUCAGGAAUAUUACCUGGAGAAGGUGAAAGCAAAAAUCCAGACUAACCUGGAGAAGAAGGAAUUGGAAAUGGAAAUGAAGAGGGACAAACAAAAGAGAUACCAUCAGCUGACAAAAUCUUAUGUUGAGAAAAUUACAUCUGGCAUGGAACUCUAUCAGCUCUUACAAGAUGUAGAUGAUCCUGCUUUUGUUGAGAGUAUUCUCAGUAAAUCUCAAGAGGAGAAUUUAAGAAGCUAUCAGCAGGAACUACAACAGAAGAGGCUUAGCAAAUUCCAGGAGCAACUAAAUCUUGCUGUUUCCAAAGAAAAAGAAAAAGGAGAAUUUCCAGAAGAUCGGGUUGUUGUUCCAUUAUUGAAAGCAAAAGUUUUAGGCAUCUCAUCAAAGGAUAGAAAACACAGGAAAUUUGCCAUAUUGCUCUUUUGGAAUCCAUCUAAGGAUGUCAUUCAGACGAUUGUGGAAGGUCAAAUUGUGAAACUAUAUCACUUAAGCAUAAGGAAGAGAAAUGAGAUGUUAGAGUUGUCAUCAACUAGGCACACUAGAUUAGAAAAACUGACUGAAAUUAAGAAUACAUUAAAGAUGGUCAUUGCUCCAAGACAGCCUGUAUCACUGGUGAAACUUUGCAAUCCAGACUUCAAGCCACUUGAGGAAGAGGUGGAUGUGGUUGGGCUUGUGUUCGGUGUGGAGUUAAAUAAUAACAAUACAAUAGACACCAUCCUUCUCACUGAUGGCAAGCUUAAUAUCAUCUCUAUUAGAUUAUUUGAUGGACUUCCAAGUAUAAGUGCAGAAGAAACCGUGAAGGUAGGAAGUUAUGUGGUUGCCAGAAACCUUAAGUUCCAACACAAAACUUGCUUAAUUGCCACAGAGUUAUCAAUAUUCACCACCUCAUCAACUAUUGCAGAGUUCCAAGAACUAAAAAGAAGCAUAAAGAAUGAGAAUGCCACAAUUCAAUCUGCUUUGAAACUCUUCCACACUAGUUCUUCCAGCUAUCACAAAAUAUCUGGUACACUGGCAGGGUGUCAAACUACUUACUCUCUGCAUCCCUUCACAUCACCUUCAUAUAACCCCACGUGUAGGCGGGCAUACCCAACUUAUAGUCCAGUAAGCCAUAUGAAAGAAGGUCAGCAGUCAUCUUCAACUGUAAGCAUUCCUUCAAGUUUACAUAAUAGAAUAUCUCAUUUGGAAAACUAUAGAAGUCCACCUUCCAUCACAAGUUUGACCUCACCAAUGUUAAAAAAAAAUUUCAAAUUGCCUUCUAAACUAGCAGAUAAUAAGUUCUGAAAAAUGCUCAUUAUGUACUUUCUACUAUGUACCAAAUAAAUAAUAAAUAUUUAAUCUAUGUAAUUUUUUUUUAGUUAGAAUGUGCUUUGUAACAUAUAACAAGUUUGACAAUAAAAGUUUACAUCCCACAGUAUAGGUGUAAACAUAAUCACUGCCUGGCUUUAAUAAAAAAUCAUAAUAAUAAAAUAUGACCUGUUAGUUUCAAACUCUAGGUUUUCUUCCUUCAACCAGUGACAUCAGAUAAUAAUCUCAACAUUAGAUAUUCCAGUAUGUUAUUUUCCAUCUUCUAAAUUGUUUCAUGAAACACACAGUCUGUUCCAAUCCUUUGAAACAUGGUGAU
Messenger RNA from Limulus polyphemus (Atlantic horseshoe crab), 6185 nucleotides. Its product is annotated as breast cancer type 2 susceptibility protein homolog. The record is from RefSeq and is a predicted model, not a curated record. Gene Ontology annotation, cellular component: nucleus. Bases 653 to 5845 code for a protein of 1730 amino acids. Gene Ontology annotation, biological process: double-strand break repair via homologous recombination; regulation of DNA-templated transcription. Lineage: Eukaryota; Metazoa; Arthropoda; Merostomata; Xiphosura; Limulidae. The transcript is spliced from 16 exons.